Messenger RNA from Triticum urartu, 2164 nucleotides. The record is from RefSeq and is a predicted model, not a curated record. NCBI's taxonomy places the organism in Eukaryota, Viridiplantae, Streptophyta, Magnoliopsida, Poales, Poaceae.
CCGACGGCGGCGUGACCCGGAGGCGCCGCUCAUCGGCAACGACAAGGGUAAGUCCGUAAGUCCUCCUCCUCGUCUGCCUCCCUCUAACUGUAUUUGAUCUCCUCGCCGCCCUCUCCACUGCCGUCCCAGAUUAGUUCCUCCUCGUAGGGGCUGGGGAUCACCAUUGAGGCGAGGAAGGUUGGAUUCAUCCUGUUCAUCAUUAUCCAGUCCUCUAGGAAAGGCACCAAGACGGGUUUCAAGGAGUCACAGCCUUAGAAGGCCUCCAAGAGGAAGGAGCGGCUCAAGCGACAGCAGGAGCAGCAGCUCGCCUUCCCCAAGGAGCAGGAAGAAAGAAACUCGUGACGUGUCUUGUUCCUGAAGGACACCAUCUCCAAGGAGGUUCUUCCUGCCUCUCUACCCCCUCUCGGCGGCGGCACCGCCGCUGACGCUGCGCUAUAGACCUCCCCCCCCCCCUCCGCCGCCCAUGUCCCUGUCCCCCGCCCUGACUGCGGCGUGACCUGGAGGCGCCCCUCAUCGGCAAUGAAGUCUGUAAGUCCGCCUCCUUGCCUGCCUCCAGCUAACUGUAUUGAUCUUGUGAUUCAAGCAGUUUCCAUCUGUCAAUUUUGGGUAGUAAGACCGCCAACCACAUUAAUUGUGUUGGUGAGAAGAACACCACCCCUCCUCCUCACCGCCCUCUCCACUCCCUUCCCAGAUCAGUUUCUCCACGUAGCAACCACUGCUCGUAGGGACUGGGGACCACCAUUGGGGCGAGAAAGGUUGGAUUCAUCCUAUUCUUCAUUACCCAGUCCUCCAAGAAAGAUGGAACCUGCCCUUGUGGAUGAAAAACUAAUUCCUUGGGAGUUAAACAAGUUUAAGUUGAAUCCAUUACGUAAUGGUGGUGUCAUUGCUUAUUAUCAAAUCAAUAAGCCUUCAGAUCUCACUGCAACUGCUCAGUUAGCACCAAAGGAUAGGCCUCUAGUCUGUCUGCAUCUGAAAGAGUCAGAAAAUUUGCCUAAGAUAUCAAUUAUGAAUCUGAGGCAUCGGAAUAUUUUACGAGUUGAAGCUGUACAAAAAUUGGAACUGCCGUUCUCGAACCAGAAAAACAUUGCUGUUGUUGUGGAGCCUCAUGAUGGACCUCUCACUUGGUUUUUAGUCAGAUUGCUUCUGACCGAGAAGGGCAGUAAUGCCGUCCCAUCACAGUCUCUUAGAGAUGUUAUAAGACAAAUUGUGGAGGCUAUUGAAGAGCUCAGAAUAAAUGGAGUCUAUCAUGGCAAUCUUACAAUACAUAAUAUAUACCAUUCAAGAGUUGGUGGUGCUAUUGUAGUGAAGUUGGUUAAUUUUCAAAACAGAGAUAUCGAAUUGGAGGCUGCACAGUUAAUGGACUGGGUUGGGCUUGGUAAUAUUCUUCAUACUAUUUCAACUGCAGCAAAGUUCAGGGAUAAUACUGCCUCGUGCUCCAUAAUUGACCAUCUGGCAUCAAAAUUGAUGGCAUUAACAAGCAUUAACUGUCUUCCGAGUAUAAAAAAGGGUACACUAGAUGAUAUGUUACAAGGGUGAAGAACCACGCGUGGCCACUACCAUGGGACAGUAAGCAUUUUGGACUCGUAAAGGCCAUGAACGACUACCGUGAAGAAGUUGCGGUAAGAGAUAAACACAAGGGAGUUAAUCCAGGUCCAGAAGUUCUGAAACAGUAUCAUUACAAUGGACAAGAUCCAAUUCACAAUGUACAGUGUAUGAGCGGAGCUUACACUCACCAGGACAAAAUAGAGAAGGACAUUAAAGAUGAUAAAGACAAGCGAAUGUCGGUGGAUGUGGCUGUCCAGAAGGAGCAGCCAGAGUUGUGUCUUGCCCUACGUAGGUUGCUCGCAGGGGAAGCCUUCUAGAAGAAGGCAAUGAAGAAUGUUUUCACCUUUGUGGUGUGAAAGCGAGGUCGGUUAUGCUUAUGCUUCUUGUGGCAGUAAUUUCAAUACCUAGGAACAAUUUUCUGCAAGGCUGAAUAUUAACACGAUUUUGAUAUAAUGUGUUGUACACCUAUCUCAUUCGUGUUCUGUUUUUUGACAUAAUGCGCUGUAGAGUACACCUGUCUCGCCUUCUAACUGCAAGGCCAGGUUGGGGAUGUGGGUUUGGUGCCUUCUGUAGUAUUUGAUAUUGCUUCUUGUGAUGGCAUCUCCUUUUUUAUGGUUUC